AUGACUACACCUUUGGAUGAUCCUGAAAAAUUAAACUCUGAUGCAGAUGCCAGGAGGCUCGAGAAUUUUUCCAUACAGGAACUGAAUAUGCUCAUUUUAAAGCUUGAAGAGGAGGUAAAUGAGUUGCAAAGCCUAGUUAAUGCCCUAACCAUCGCAAUGGAGAGAUUCCAAGAAUCCAAAAAGGCCCUCCUAGAAUUGGAGAAGAAAAAUAAACAAAUUCAAGUUCCUCUCACUUCGUUGGUAUACGUUCCAGUCUUUAUAAUCCUCCAACACUUAAUAUACAAAUUCCUAGGAGAACUGACUAACCCUGACAAGGUCCUGGUUUCAGUAGGAACUGGAUACUACGUAGAAAUGGAUUUGAAAAAAGGAGAAGAUUACUACGAGAGGUAUACUCCAUACCAGUUCUAUUCUAUCAGGAAAGGCAAAACAGAUAAAUUUGAGUUAUUCUUAUCUGGACCAGAAGUUGGCUAUUCUACGAAACACACAACUGGCAGCUCAAACAACAACCUGAACUUUUAUCCACCAAAAUAA
Molecule: messenger RNA, 531 nt
Organism: Theileria annulata
Lineage: Eukaryota; Apicomplexa; Aconoidasida; Piroplasmida; Theileriidae
Product: prefoldin-like protein, putative
Exons: 4
Coding region: 1-531 (176 amino acids)
Biological process (GO): regulation of DNA-templated transcription; protein folding
Cellular component (GO): cytoplasm; prefoldin complex
Source: RefSeq, a predicted model, not a curated record